AACUUAAUCUAAGACACGAAUUGUAGAGAAUUACAGUAUAUAUAAUAGAUCUUGACCAGUAGUCUAUGGCUGGUUACGCACUAGAAGUGGUGUUUCUAAUUUUUGCCUGUUGCGAACAUUUCUAGCAAAUCUGUUGUAUUUACUUCAUUAUAAUGUAGUCGCUAUAACACAGGCAUUAUUUUUGUAUAAUAAAUCGCCAGUCAAAUUUAUUAUAGUCUUUGUAUAUAUUGUACAGUAUGUGAAAUAAUGUAUUUAAAGUAAAAUUAAUCAAUUAAUUUAAAUGGGAUCAUGAGUUGCUAUAGGACACGCUGAUUAGGUAAUUUUAAAGUUCGAAUUUAAAGUACAAUAUUUUUUUUUAAGUGUUAAUAAAAAAAGCAAGUUAGUUGAUAUUCGUUGAUGCGUGCUGGUAUCUGUGCAAUAAACUAAAUUUAUAAAUUAAAAAUAUGGCCGUAAUACAUGAAAAGAACGCCAUUUCUGGCCAGGAUAAUGAAGCUUUUGAUCAUCAGACUCUGGAGGGUAAAAAAUCUGGACAAUUCGCAGAAACUAAUGGAUCGAUUCAUGAUAAUCAGGGUUUCGCUAAGAAAGAUGCACGUGUGGAUGAUGAGGACUACGAGGAAGAAGAAGAAGAGGUCGAUGUAUCCUGUGGUAUCGGGCCGCUGAGAACCAACCUUUUUGGCCGACGAUUCGCCAACCUUUACGUCUUUGCCACCAUUAUGGGGAUUUCUGCUUUUUUCUCUGGGAUGGUGCAUAGCGUUUUACACGUGCAGUUGACUUCCAUUGAGAAACAGUUCAACAUUGACAACACAAAAGCUGGUCUGUUUGACACGGUCUCCAGAGCUGGACACAUGACCACAAUACUCUUCGCCGGUCAUUUUGCAAAGACAGUGAACAUCCCGUUGACCAUUGGUCUCUCAGGGAUGUUUCAAGGCGUACUUCUGGCCUCCCCUGGAUUUCUUCAGCUUGCUGACCCAUACGAGUUACCUGUCUUACCCCCAGCGUCUCACUUUAAAAACGUCACUAACAUUACAGGCUUUGGGGAUCAGGCCAAAUAUAUGUGUGACGCUCAUUUCAUUGCUAAUGCAACUUCACAUAGCAAAAGACCAGUGUCCACGGAGCCAACCAACCAGGUGGCCUACAUUGUGAUCUUGGUGGUCCAAGCCGUGAAAGGGAUCACGGACACUUUCCACUCUGGCUUCCUGCAGACACUUUACAUGGACGACAAUAUGGUGGACAAGAGCAAGAUGAGUUACUUUUUAGGUAUAGAGCACAUUAUUACAGACUUGGCGAGUCCAGUAGGCAGGCAGAUCAACGGAUAUCUAACGGAAAUACCCAUUGAUUUAAAAGAGACCAGUAUGGACCCCAAAGAUGGCAGGUUUGUUGCAGCCUGGUGGCUCGCUUUUCUCAUUUUCGGCUCUUGCCUGACGCUCGUCUCUUUCCCGAUUCUCCUGUUCCCGAGAAAGUUGAUCUCCAAGAAGAAGCAGGGGCAAGCACUCAAGAACGCUGUAGUGACCUUCGCUGGGGGCACGGUGGAAGAAGAAAUCGAAAAACCAAUCUCCAAUCAAUUGAAUGUCGAGGAUACCAUUAGAAAGCCAAGUGUCGUCACAAUUGGUAUGACGCACGGAAUUUCUGGAAACACCCAGCAGCGCAUUAGCAGUUCCAGAAAAAAUAGCCUGGCGUCUUUGGGUCAGCCUGGUAGUCGAAGACCAAGCCUGUUUCCUCCCGUUGUAACGCCAACAGAAAGGAAAGUCAGCUUGACCGGUGACCUCAUCUUUGAGCAGACAAUAAGUCCAGGUAGAAAGAGGUCAAACAUUAAAAAGCAAUCAAGAACGGAAGCUAUCAAAAAUGUUUUUAAAGAUUUCCCACGAGCAUUUUUGCGAAUGUUGAAAAAUCCUGCCUAUCUUCUGCUGCUGGGUGACAUUGCAAUUGUGUCCAUUCCAAUGUCAGGGUUAUCUAUUUUUAGAAGCACAUACGUAACGAAUCAGUACAAUGUUCCAAUGUCGGAGGUCACCUUAGCUUCAGGUAUUUCCUCAGCGGUUGGUCAUAUUAUCGGAACGCUUGCUAGUUCCUGGCUUGCCAGCAAGGUCCACACCAGGCUGGGCUACCUUUAUAUUGUGCUGGGCACAUACGUCGUCACCGUCAUCAUGACGCCUCUGUACAUCGUCUUCGGGUGUGACAAUGAGCCUGUGUAUGGAGCUGACGGACCAUACGGGGUGCCGGUCAAUCUGACGGGCGUCUGUGACUGCUCCCUGGCUAAGGUACUCAUCUCUUGUGGAGACGACGGCAAUAACUACCUGUCACCGUGUCACGCCGGGUGUACGGGUAUGGACGGUAAGAUAUUUACAAAUUGCGCCAUGCUGGCCAACUCCACCCUCGGAAACAGUGUCCACCCUGGCCUGUGUCCGACCAAAUGCCACACAAACUUCAUCAUCUACGUCCUGCUCCACGGGCUACAGAACAUCGCCAGCUCCUCGGCCACCAUUCCCAGACGACUCUUCAUUCUAAGAAUCGUCGACCCAAGAGACAGAGGUUUUGCUACUAGUAUUUUUGUCUUCUUCUCGAGUUUAAUGGCCAUCCCGUCUCCCAAUUUCUUUGGUAAAAUGAUAGACGACACCUGCCUGGUGUGGGAUGGCAAGUUCUGUGCUCUCUAUGACAGAGACAAGAGCAGGUACUUUAUAUCUGGUAUUGACGUUGGCGUCCAUGUUGUAGUUCAGAUAACUUAUCUUCUCAUGUUGGCGCUCUUCAAAUGGGAGGAGAGAAAAGCAAAGAGAGCAGAAGCCAAGAAAUCUGCCGAGCAGAAAGAUUUAGAAUUGGAAGAAAAAACAUAGAAAAAGAUAGGCCUUGGAUUUUUUGCAGUAAAAUCUUCCCGAACAGUAUUUUUAAUUUUAAUUUCUAAUUGGCACUUGAGAACAUUCUGUCGCCUGUAAAGUUAUGUUUAGAAUGGCUGUAUUCUAAAAUAGAAGAAUAUUAUAUUAGAAUAUAAAAGAAUAUUAAAACCACUGUCAGUUCUUAGAACUCGAUGUUGUUUAUUUUUGAACUGACAGAUGUAUUUUGAAGAGUGGAUUCAAUAAACAGUAGUAUAAAAACAAAACAGUGUGUGAUGUGUAGAUUCUGUGUGUGUUUUUAAUGUAAUAUUUUGAUAUCUAGUUUGCUAAGGUGCUCUUGUAAAGUGUUUUUAUUCUCUAAUAAACACUCUUGU
This is a messenger RNA of Biomphalaria glabrata, 3196 nucleotides long. RefSeq names its product solute carrier organic anion transporter family member 2A1-like. The record is from RefSeq and is a predicted model, not a curated record. Gene Ontology annotation, cellular component: membrane. Gene Ontology annotation, biological process: sodium-independent organic anion transport; transmembrane transport. The transcript has 17 exons. Lineage: Eukaryota; Metazoa; Mollusca; Gastropoda; Planorbidae. The coding region runs from base 444 to 2825 and encodes 793 amino acids.